AUGACGAUACACGGUAAACCUCACGUUGGUCUCGAGUGCAUGGCGACGAUGGACGAUAUUACGGAAGAAGAUGGCAACUAUUGCGAAUUCCAGACGUCCCCAAGUGGCUCGUGGCAUGCCGCUCUUUUCUGCUCGGAUGUUGUAGAGCAACUACUGGCCACGCAAUUCCACACGUUCAUGAAAAAGGUUGAAGAAACGGAUUGCAAGGCGGAGCUGCGGCGGCUUGUGGCUAAAGGACCGCCCAUAUGGCUCGAGGACAAACAUGCUUUGCCAUUGCCAAAGGGAGACACGCAUAUUUCUCACGUAUGGUUUGCCAGGAAUGAUGAAGAACGCAGCGCGAAGCUGGAAGGAGCCGUGGAAGGUGAAGCCCGAGACGUUUUGUGGAAAGAGUUGCAGCAAUUGUUGACUGCGAUGGAAGAGGAUAGGGACACAUCAAGGUGA
Molecule: messenger RNA, 441 nt
Organism: Peronospora belbahrii
Lineage: Eukaryota; Oomycota; Peronosporomycetes; Peronosporales; Peronosporaceae
Source: the annotation of a GenBank genome assembly